AAAUCCAUAAACAAAAGUAAAAGAUAUGUCUUCUUCUUCUUUUGCUCUGUUCAACGCUCAACAAACGGUAUGACUAAAAAAGUCAAAACAAACUAAGAAGAAGACAAUUAUUUAUAAAGACAUUGAGAAUUGAGUUUGAGUACCAAACGUAACUCUCCAUUGAUGAAUCAAGUAGUUCAUCUUCUGGAUGCCGUACUGUCUCUCCUUCAACCAAGCCUCUCCAGAGGCCUCUCUCGGCGACGACCCUCUUCCCCAUCCGUCCUUAGAGAGUGGUGCGGCGGCCUCCACUUCCAGAAACGACGCUUCUAUUCCCUCUCCCACGUUUAACCUCAGCCAUGAGUUGGCUCACGCUUUUCAAACCCCUUCCUACCACGACAUACGUUCACGAGUUCACGUGAUUGAUCCCACGCAACAUCAUCAUAAACAUCACCAGACCCAACCGGACAUUGAGCUGCUUCUCUCUCAAGUACUCCAACCGAACAAAGAAUGUGUUCAAGAAGCUCUUAGACACGCCAAGCAAACUACACUUACCAAUCUUGUCUCCACUUACUUCCAACACAGCGAAAACGCUACCCGUCUUUGCUUGAAUCUUUACCAAAACGUCCACAGUGCUCGCCACUACCUUUACACGCCCCUUUUAGAGCUCUUCAACGUCUUUCCCGGUGAUUCCCACGUCGCCAUUGACGAAUCCCUCUGUAAUUUGGCGUUUGACGUUUUUCUUAAGCUCGACACGUUUGAAAACCCUUUCUCAUCUCCUGAAUCUUACAGCUUUCAAGAGACCCAAUUAUGCUUCUCCCAGCUGAAGCAUAAGCUGGACAGCCGUCUCCACAAGUCUAGGUCACGGGUCCGCCUCCUCCACCAUGCCACAGCUGGUCCCUUGUGCAGUACCUAUCUCUCUCACAGUUUCAAGAAGAAGGAGUUGACUAACAUUUCUCAGCUCAAUGCUGCAGCCAAGGGUACUUUUGUGCUCAACAAAGAUCUUGACACCAUUGACCGUCUUGUAUCCCGUUUACACACAGGGAUUGAAUACGAUAAGCUUUUCAUUCGGCUUGGAUUGGAGAGGGGGAGGGAUGUGCAUUCAAUUCAGGAGAUUGCCAAACAGCUUCGCAAGAGCCACCUUAACCUAACCCAUCAACUCAAGGAUCUUGAGGAUCAUAUUUGCCUUUGGUUCACUAACGUUAACAAAGCUAGAUUCUUGCUCCUUAAAGAGAUCCAUCUUUCCCGAACCCAGAAUAAUCUGUAGAGAGAAGAAAUUACUGCCAUCUAGAAUCUAAAAUCAAUCAAGAUUACAAAGGUCAGUGGUUUUUGCAUAAAUUCAUAUAUCUGGAUAAUUGGAUCACAUCGGUAUUUCUUGUUAUCAUGUUCCUGUUAAUGCUUAUUGUGUGUUUGAGGGGCAAUAUUUGUUUUGUGUGAUUUGGGAUAAUAUUUGACUUCAUUUCUCUGUACAUUUACCUUUGGCUCUUACAGUAUCAUGACUCAUGAGCUUAUGAGAGAGGACAACAAGACCGAGUUGAUAAACAUAUACGUUAUUUGAGCUAUCUGUAGCUGGGAAUGGAGACUUAAGCACUACCAGUAGUAGUUCGAUAUUGUAUGUUGUAUUGGUUCAUAUCAUCAUAUCGAACAAUUCUUUUUGGUAAAUAAUCUUGUUCCACUUGGAUUUAAUAACAAUCAAACAGUACCUGUUGCACU
This is a messenger RNA of Capsella rubella, 1689 nucleotides long. Its product is annotated as UPF0496 protein At3g19330. The record is from RefSeq and is a predicted model, not a curated record. The transcript has 4 exons. Lineage: Eukaryota; Viridiplantae; Streptophyta; Magnoliopsida; Brassicales; Brassicaceae. Bases 188 to 1243 code for a protein of 351 amino acids.